Xiphophorus couchianus (Monterrey platyfish) is the source of this 2055-nucleotide messenger RNA. RefSeq names its product gamma-aminobutyric acid receptor subunit rho-2-like. Gene Ontology annotation, biological process: monoatomic ion transmembrane transport. The record is from RefSeq and is a predicted model, not a curated record. The transcript has 10 exons. Lineage: Eukaryota; Metazoa; Chordata; Actinopteri; Cyprinodontiformes; Poeciliidae. The coding region runs from base 520 to 2016 and encodes 498 amino acids. Gene Ontology annotation, cellular component: membrane. Gene Ontology annotation, molecular function: extracellular ligand-gated monoatomic ion channel activity; GABA-A receptor activity.
UAUGCUAUAUUUAAGUUACAGUUGACCAUAUUUAUUUCAACAAACAGUCCUUAUGAGUGCAGAAGACAGUAUUUCCUAUGUAAUGUUAUUUCCAUGCAGGUCCAGCUCCGUGUCCGGGUUUACAGUCAGAAACAGUGCGCAGCUAUUGGCAGUGAUUUGUUGAAUUAAUGUGGCGGUUAGGCCAAUCUAAGAGUGUCUCCAGCAGAGAGAAAGGGGAACUGACGUGUUUCUCCAGCACCGGGAUUCGUCGUGUCGAUUUGUUUGUUUAUUUCGCUCUGCUGCGCGUGCCGUGUCCUGCUGACGCCGCGCGCGCUUCCCAGUGACAAAAAGCCGCUCUGCAGUUUGACCAAUCAAAGCGCUUAUCAGACUUUAUCGCUGUGGCGAACAAGUUGCACAGUUUCAUGCCUGUCACAUUUUUGUCAGUUCGUCAAAAGAAGAGAUGGUACCGGGUUCAGAGCGCCCCUCCUGCGGUCCCGAGGUCUCUCUUGUGGAAUCCCCGCUGGACCUUUAAAAGUCAACAUGCCGUAUAACGCCAGGGUCCUGCUUCUUCUUCUUCUGUCUCUGAUUCUAAUGGCAGAGUCCCGGAGGCUGGGAAGCAGGAGAAAGCGAUGGUCCGAGCCGGGAGAGACUCUCAAGCCAGGAAAGGCCCUGGGGGAAACACCUGAUGCUGUGGUUCUUGUUGGGAAGGCAGGCUUGGAGGCUGCCAUGGUGAACGGUCCUCUGUCAAGGAAGAUCAUUGAUGGCACCAAAACACGGAAGCUGAAAACCAGCCACCUUCUGCGUGUGGAUGAGCAUGACUUCACCAUGAGGCCAGCAUUCGCAGGUCCAGCUGUCCCAGUUGGAGUGGAUGUUCAGGUGGAGAGUUUGGACAGCAUAUCGGAAGUUGACAUGGACUUCACCAUGACUCUGUAUCUAAGGCACUACUGGAAGGACGAAAGGUUGGCUUUUCCAAGCGCCACAAAUAAGAGCAUGACAUUUGAUGGGCGCCUAGUGAAAAAAAUCUGGGUCCCUGAUGUGUUCUUCGUCCAUUCUAAGAGGUCCUUCAUCCAUGACACCACCACCGACAACAUCAUGCUGAGGGUCUUUCCAGAUGGCCAUGUUCUGUACAGCCUGAGGGUAACAGUUACUGCUGCUUGCAAUAUGGAUUUCAGUCGUUUCCCUCUGGAUUCACAAACAUGCACUCUGGAGCUGGAGAGCUAUGCUUACACUGAUGAAGACCUGAUGCUUUACUGGAAAAGUGGGGAUGAGUCCCUGAGCACAGAUGACAGGAUCUCUUUAUCUCAGUUUCUCAUCCAGAAGUUUCACACCACCUCCAGACUGGCUUUCUACAGCAGCACAGGCUGGUACAACCGGCUGUACAUCAACUUCACCCUACGGCGGCACAUCUUUUUCUUCCUGCUGCAGACGUACUUUCCUGCCACUCUGAUGGUCAUGCUGUCCUGGGUGUCCUUCUGGAUCGACCGUAGGGCUGUUCCUGCCAGAGUCUCUUUAGGUAUAACUACGGUGCUCACUAUGUCUACCAUUAUUACUGGAGUCAACGCCUCCAUGCCAAGGGUCUCUUACAUCAAAGCUGUCGACAUUUACCUCUGGGUCAGUUUUGUCUUUGUAUUCCUCUCUGUGCUUGAAUAUGCAGCGGUCAACUAUCUGACCACAGUGAGGGAUGGUAAAGACCGGAAGCUAAGAGAAAAACUAAAGGAACAGUCCCAAACGUUGCCCUGCACCUGUGGCAUGCCUCACACCAAGACCAUGAUGCUGGACGGAAUGUACAGUGAGGCUGAUGCAAACAGUCUGGCAGGGUACACCAGAGCCUCUAUGGCAGCUGAGGAUCCGUCCGACAAACAGGAGCAGAUGGUGGUCCAUCUCACAUUGGACAAUGAGUCCACAGAGACUAAGAAGAAGGGCAUUCGCAGCUUCCGCAUAAUCCAGAACACCCACACCAUUGACACUUACUCCCGCAUGAUCUUCCCAGGUGCUUACAUCCUAUUCAACCUGAUCUACUGGUGUGUGUACUGCUGAGUGUGUGCAUUUUAAAUAAAGCUCCAAAAAAGGAAAAUG